Molecule: messenger RNA, 1221 nt
Organism: Aspergillus luchuensis
Lineage: Eukaryota; Fungi; Ascomycota; Eurotiomycetes; Eurotiales; Aspergillaceae
Gene: DOM34
Product: putative translation factor pelota
Exons: 3
Coding region: 1-1221 (406 amino acids)
Biological process (GO): nuclear-transcribed mRNA catabolic process, no-go decay; nonfunctional rRNA decay; nuclear-transcribed mRNA catabolic process, non-stop decay
Cellular component (GO): cytoplasm
Source: RefSeq, a predicted model, not a curated record
AUGCGUCUCAUCAAGAACAAAAUCGAGCACAAUGGCUCUGGAACGGUGACCUUGUGUCCUGAGGAGCCUGAGGAUAUGUGGCACGCAUACAACCUGAUCCGGCCGAACGAUCUUCUCCGCGCCAGCGCUAUCCGUCGUGUCACCACAACUCAGGAAACCGGUUCUACUACCUCAGCUCGAGUCCACUUGACGCUAGAGAUCCGCGUUAAGAACCUUGAUUUCGAUCCGCAGAGUUCGCAGCUACAUGUUAGCGGGACAAUUGUGAACGAGACGGCCCAUACGAAGAUCGGGCAACACCAUACGCUCGAUCUUGAGCUGAAUCGGAACUUCACGCUAGAAAAGGAAGUUGGAGCGGACGGUGAGGGCGUCGGAUGGGACAGUAUCGCGGUGCAGAUGUUGAAGGAUGCGGUGGAUGAAGGGGGACAACGGAGGGCGGAGGCCGUGGCCGUGGUGAUGCAGGAAGGGUUGGCGCAUAUUUGCUUUAUUGGGCAGUUUCAGACUAUCCUAAAGCAGAAGAUUGAGAUGUCGGUGCCCAGGAAACGGCAUGGUGGGGGUGAUCAUGAUAAGGGUAUGUCGAAAUUCUUCCAGGUUACACUCGAUACGCUGCUGCGCCAGCUGGAAUUCAACACCAGCUCGGCUUCACUUACCAGCAGCGAGACCGUUCGACCGGUUCUCCUUGCAUCGCCAGGCUUCGUGGCCUCCGGAUUCCAGAAGUACAUCCAGUCGCAGGCAUCCACAUCGACCCCGGCACUUAAACGCCUCCUACCCAGUAUUGUGGUUGUACACUCGGCUUCCGGUUAUCUGCACUCGCUAGCGGAAGUGCUGCAGUCGCCGGCUGUGAAGACCAUUCUUGCCGAUACCAAGUACGCGCGCGAGACAAAGCUCAUGGACGACUUCCUCGACCAGCUCCGCAAAGAGACCAACAAAGCGACAUAUGGGCCCCGCGAGGUGGAAUUCGCUGUCGACCAGGGUGCCGUUGGCCGCGGUGGCGGCGUGCUGAUCAUCUCCAAUCGGCUGUUCAGGUCACAGGAUGUGGCGGAGCGCAAACGCUGGGUAUCGCUGGUAGAUCGGGUACGGGAUGUCGAGGGUGGUGAGGUGCGAGUGCUUAGCUCCGACCAUGAGAGUGGAAGGCGACUUGAUGGGCUAGGAGGGGUGGCAGCCCUGUUGACGUUCCCUAUAAUAGAUGAGGAUAUAGAAGAGGAGGGGGAGGACGACCAUUAG